Messenger RNA from Suillus clintonianus, 855 nucleotides. RefSeq lists its product as uncharacterized. The coding region runs from base 1 to 855 and encodes 284 amino acids. The transcript is spliced from 4 exons. The record is from RefSeq and is a predicted model, not a curated record. Lineage: Eukaryota; Fungi; Basidiomycota; Agaricomycetes; Boletales; Suillaceae.
AUGUUCCGGACAAAGGUAGAGUUGCUGGGCGCCAUUUGGGACAUCAUCAAAAUUCAACAGAUGGUGGUGGAAGAGAAGGGCAUUCUUCAUCGCGAUUGCAGUCUCAACAAUUCAAUGAUCAAAGAUGAUGGUGACAGAUCCCAUGGAACCUUAAUUGAUUGGGAGUUUGCUGUGUUUAUCGCUCAAGGUCAAAAAUACACUAGAGGUGGGACAGGCACAUUGCCUUUCAUGUCACGGUCGCUCCUGUUCCAGCUCUCCGAGGCUGUCAGCAGUGUUGCAACCCUUUGCUUCGAGUUCCCAUGUGGUCUUGAGUCAGUCUUCUACAUCUUCAUAUGGAUCUGUAUUGGAUACAGGGGUCCCCUCGGUGUUAAGUGUGUCCUUGACAAAAGCGAUGACUGGCUACUGCACAAAUGGUCCGCCACCACAUUCAAGGCCUGCAACAAUGAGAAGACUACAUUCUUUUACCAUUCACAUGGACACAAGUUCGAGGAGCAAUUCCACCCCUAUUUCAAAAACCUCGUCCCGCUCGUGGUGGAAUGGUAUGAAUUGAUCAGGAAUAAAGGACUGUCAAAUGCAAUAACUUUCCAGGAGAUCCUUGAUUUGCUGGACAACCACCUCGCCAGACUUCUGCAGGAGCUUUCCCCCGAGCUUCUGUUUGCACGGAAGGUCCUCAAAAGACUCCCGCUGCCUGAUACUCCAAGUUCUCCAGUUGGUGGCAAAAGCUCGAAGAAAAAGUUGUCAGACAGUGAUAUAGUAGAGAUACCCAGGCCAAUCACAGUUCGUGACAUGACACAUGGGGGUCGGAUCUGGACGAUGGAACCUACACUGCAGCCCAAACGGAACAGAACUACAUAA